AUGAAAGCACUCAUACUGGUAGGGGGUUAUGGCACAAGGCUGCGCCCGCUAACGCUUUCGCAUCCCAAGCCGCUCGUAGAGUUCUGUAAUAAAGCGAUGGUGAUGCACCAAAUUGAGGCACUUGCCAAGGUCUCCGUAACGGAAGUUAUACUCGCAGUGAGCUACCAGCCACACGUGAUGGACGAUUUUCUACAAAGAGAACAAAAGAAGCUUGGCAUAAAAAUAACUGUAUCGCGGGAAACGGAGCCUAUGGGCACCGCUGGUCCACUCAAGCUCGCACAACCGCUGCUCGGCGAUAGCGAGCCGUUCUUUGUGUUCAACUCUGACGUAACGUGUGACUACCCGCUUGCCGCGAUGAUUGCUGCACAUCAAAGACACGGUGGAAAAGCCACUAUUUUGUUGACCAAAGUAGACGAGCCCAGUAAGUUCGGCAUCGUACUGUACGACGCAGAAACGAUGCAGGUUAAAGCGUUUCGGGAAAAACCGACGGAAUGGGUCGGCAAUAUGGCAAAUGCCGGCGUUUACCUCCUAUCGCCAUCUGUUCUCGAAUAUAUAGAGCUGCGGCCAAUGAGCAUUGAACGGGAGGUAUUUCCGGCUUUGGCAGCGGAUGGCGCUCUGUACGCGCACGAGCUAUCCGGCUACUGGGCCGAUAUCGGUCAGCCGAAAGACUAUCUCCGAGGCAUGUCGUUGCAUCUGCAGUCACUUCGUUUGCGAGGCUCACCGGAGCUUGCCGCGGGCCCCAUGUUCAUCGGAAAUGUGCUGGUAGAUACCACAGCGCAAAUAGGAAAGGAUUGUCGUAUCGGACCGGAUGUAGUGAUCGGCGCUGGCUGCAUCAUCGAGGAGGGCGUUCGCAUCAAGUCGAGCACUCUCUUACCGGGUUCGCGGGUCAAGUCACACACCUGGAUAGCGAAUUCUAUUAUUGGUUGGGGAUCAACGAUUGGUUCCUGGGUCAGGAUAGAGAACACGAGUGUCCUGGGGGAAGACGUCGCUGUGAAGGAUGAGGUUUGUGUGAACGGAGGUGUUAUCCUUCCUCACAAAUCCGUUACGGAACAUAUUUUGGAACCUCGCAUCGUGAUGUGA
Messenger RNA from Cyanidioschyzon merolae strain 10D, 1080 nucleotides. Its product is annotated as mannose-1-phosphate guanylyltransferase. Gene Ontology annotation, biological process: cell wall mannoprotein biosynthetic process; GDP-mannose biosynthetic process. The coding region runs from base 1 to 1080 and encodes 359 amino acids. Gene Ontology annotation, cellular component: cytoplasm. The transcript has a single exon. The record is from RefSeq and is a predicted model, not a curated record. Lineage: Eukaryota; Rhodophyta; Bangiophyceae; Cyanidiales; Cyanidiaceae. Gene Ontology annotation, molecular function: mannose-1-phosphate guanylyltransferase (GTP) activity; GTP binding.